Petromyzon marinus (sea lamprey) is the source of this 1675-nucleotide messenger RNA. NCBI's taxonomy places the organism in Eukaryota, Metazoa, Chordata, Hyperoartia, Petromyzontiformes, Petromyzontidae. The record is from RefSeq and is a predicted model, not a curated record.
AGAGGGAGCGAGUUUGUGUGUCUGGAAGCAUCGUGCUGAAGCCAGGCGACUCGAUUCGUCCCCUGGACGCUCCGUGCAAGUCGCUCACCUGCACGGACAAGUUGGACUCUGGGACUGGCUUCCUACAGCUGCUCAGCAGCAACCUCGCCUGUGACUGUGCAUGUGGACAGGGACAUUCCGGCGAUCCCUCUCAGGAGGAUGGGAGCGGAGCCACUGAUGAGGGCCGUGAUGCUGCUGCUGAUGCUGAUGCUGAUGUCACUGACGCUGCUGAUGCUGCUGCUGAUGUCACUGCUGCUGAUGUCACUGCUGCUGAUGCUGCUGCUGAUGUCACUGCUGCUGCUGAUGCUGCUGCUGAUGAGGACGUCAGGACGGAAGAAUGUUGCAGUGCCUGUAGCAGAGGGAACAACUGUACUCACAUCACGGACACUGAGAUCGUCUCUGUGGGCGUUGGUGUCUCUGUGCGAGUCUCCAGCUGCCUGCUCGCUGAGUGUACGAGCGACUUGCAGCUGCUGCUGCAUCACACCACGUGUCCUCAUCUAGACCACGUGAUGUGCAAACUGGCUGGUGGAUCUGUGGUCACCGAUGAAGAUGGAUGCUGUCAGACCUGUGAUCUGUCAUCAGCGAGUUGCCAGCUGAGUGUCGUCCACAUGGAUCUGGACGCGGAUGGCUGCCUCAUCCCUUCGGUGGCUGUGCGUGUGUGUCAGGGGCUGUGCGCUAGCUCCAGCGAGUGGAGUGGAGAUUCCUUCCGUCGCCUGGGCGUCAGUUGCUCCGAGUCCGGCCCCCUGGCUCCCCGGAUCAUCGCGUGUCCCACCAACCCCGAUCGCACGGCCACUGUGCUGGAGCCGGCAGCGUGCGCCUGCGUGGAGCAGUAGCUCCAGACGGCCCCAUCACUCGGUGGUCCACCAACCCCAUCACUCGGUGGUCCACCAACCCCAUCACUCGGUGGUCCACCAACCCCUUUGAUGAGACUACCCAUCACUCAGUGAUCCACCAAUCCCUCUACUAAGACCACCCAUCACUCGGUGAUCCACCAACCCCUACCACUCAUCACUCGGUGAUCCACCAACCCCAUCACUCAGUGACACAUCAACCCCUACCACCCAUCACUCGGUGGUCCACUAACCCCUCUACUAAGACCACCCAUCACUCAGUGAUCCACCAACCCCAUCACUCAGUGACACACCAACCCCUACCACCCAUAACUUGGUGGGCCACCAACCCCCUUUAAUAAGACUAGCCAUCACUCAGUGAUCCACCAAUCCCUCUACUAAGACCACCCAUCACUCAGUGAUCCACCAACCCCUACCACUCAUCACUCAGUGAUCCACCAACCCCAUCACUCAGUGACACACCAACCCCAUCACUCAGUGAUCCACCAAUGCCUCUACUAAGACUACCCAUCACUCAGUGACACACCAACCCCUACCACCCAUCACUCGGUGAUCCACCAACCCCUACCAGCCAUCACUCGGUGAUCCACCAACCCCUACCACCCAUCACUCAGUGACACACCAACCCCAUCACUCAGUGAUCCACCAACCCCUACCACCCAUCACUCAGUGGCCCACCAACCCCUACCACCCAUCACUCAGUGAUCCACCAACCCCAACACUACCUCACUACGUCACUAUCAAUAGGAUCGAUGUUUGAUGGAACAGUGAAUAAAAAUUAUGAU